UGGGGCGGGCCUUAAAAAACUGCGCCGGCCGCUUGCACGCCAGACGCCGCCAUGAUCAUCCCGGUUCGCUGCUUCACCUGCGGGAAGAUAGUGGGGAACAAGUGGGAAGCCUACCUGGGUCUGCUGCAGGCCGAGUACACCGAGGGGGAUGCCCUGGACGCUCUGGGCCUAAAGCGCUACUGCUGCCGGCGAAUGCUGCUAGCACACGUGGACCUGAUUGAGAAGCUGUUGAACUAUGCACCCCUAGAGAAGUGACUGCUGGAGCCUGCCCUCCUCUGCUGGCCAAGGGCAAUCUGUCAUGCUGUAUUCAAACUGAGGUGUUGGGGAUGAGGUGUAUUGCCUGGCUGUGGCCCUGUGGCUAAGUCCUGUCACCCUGGACGGAACUGUUUAGUAAAGAUCUUUGCAAAACCACCAA
Molecule: messenger RNA, 415 nt
Organism: Mastomys coucha (southern multimammate mouse)
Lineage: Eukaryota; Metazoa; Chordata; Mammalia; Rodentia; Muridae
Gene: Polr2l
Product: RNA polymerase II subunit L
Exons: 2
Coding region: 52-255 (67 amino acids)
Biological process (GO): transcription by RNA polymerase II; transcription by RNA polymerase I; tRNA transcription by RNA polymerase III
Cellular component (GO): RNA polymerase I complex; RNA polymerase II, core complex; RNA polymerase III complex
Molecular function (GO): zinc ion binding; DNA binding; DNA-directed RNA polymerase activity
Source: RefSeq, a predicted model, not a curated record